AUGCCCUUCAAAAUCAUAAUCGUAGGUGCCGGUAUCGCAGGUCUCUGUGCUGCUAUCGGUCUCGCACAGCAGGGCCACGACGUCACCAUCCUUGAGUCUGCUAAAGAACUGACGCCCAUUGGUGUCGGGAUCCAUAUUCCGCCCAACGCGACUCUUGUACUCAAACACUUCGGCAUCCUUGAAAGAAUGACUGACGAUGCCAUUCAUCCUACCAAAUUUGUCUUUCGUAGGUGGAAUGACAACAAGGUCAUCGCAGCUGCACAGGCAGGAAAGCAGCAGCAAGGGACGCCGCCAUAUUGGAGCAUGCGUCGAUCUCAUUAUCAACGGCAUCUAUAUGAUGCCAUGAUCGAGGCUGGAGCAAAGCUUCGACUGAAUGCCCGCGUCGAGACUGUCAACGAGAAGGAACCGUCCGUAGCUUUGGUAGGGGGUGAAGUGCUGACAGCCGAUCUUGUGGUUCUAUCGGAUGGCAUCAAAUCCAGAUUGAGGAACGACAUCAUUCCUGAGGAGAACACCUCCAUGAACCUCAACCCCCUGUCAGCCUUUAGGGCCUAUGUUCACCACGACGAUCUUAUGUCAGACCCUAUUACAGCUCCUAUCUUCAAGGACACUGCUACGAAUAUCUGGGCCGGCUACAAUCGCCAUGUCAUCAUUUACCCGUGCGGAGGCGGCAUGUACACCCUCGGCGCCACGCAUCCCGCCAACCACAACGAGAACGGAGACCAGGCCAUGGAAUGGAGCCGCGCCGCCACUGUAAGCCAAGCUGAGGAGGAAUAUCAAGAAUGGAAUCCCAUCGUCAAGCGUAUCCUGCAUCACACGAAGGAAGUCGGCAAGUGGAGGCUGGCCGAAGUCCCUCGACUUCCACGAUGGACAAGCAAGUCUGGCCGCGUUGUCUUGAUGGGAGAUAACGCGCAUGCCAUGCUCCAAUUCCUGGCCCAAGGCGCAGCAAUGGCCACCGAAGAUGCAGGUUCUCUCUCAGUAGCUGUCGGCUACGCCAAAUCCGCCGAGGACCUCCCACGUGUUCUGAAGGCUUAUGAGAGGGCGCGAAAAUGGCGCUGUGAAGCCGUCUCGGCCCAAGCCAGGCGGAACGGCGACAUGAUUCACAUGCCUGACGGUGAAGAACAGGAAAAUCGCGACAGAGAGAUGUCCCAGCUGGCUCAAACAGGCGUAUGGAAGGCUGAUACAGGGCCAAUGUUUGAUGCCGAAUUCAGGGACUUUUUGUACAACCACAACGUUAUCGAACAUACGAAAAUGGUACUUGACAGCGCGACUUGA
Molecule: messenger RNA, 1272 nt
Organism: Verticillium alfalfae VaMs.102
Lineage: Eukaryota; Fungi; Ascomycota; Sordariomycetes; Glomerellales; Plectosphaerellaceae
Product: salicylate hydroxylase
Exons: 3
Coding region: 1-1272 (423 amino acids)
Molecular function (GO): monooxygenase activity; FAD binding
Source: RefSeq, a predicted model, not a curated record